Messenger RNA from Conger conger (European conger), 17362 nucleotides. It is a transcript of the gene ryr1b, whose product is annotated as ryanodine receptor 1b (skeletal). The record is from RefSeq and is a predicted model, not a curated record. Gene Ontology annotation, molecular function: protein binding; ryanodine-sensitive calcium-release channel activity. Gene Ontology annotation, biological process: calcium ion transmembrane transport; intracellular calcium ion homeostasis. Gene Ontology annotation, cellular component: calcium channel complex; smooth endoplasmic reticulum; sarcolemma. NCBI's taxonomy places the organism in Eukaryota, Metazoa, Chordata, Actinopteri, Anguilliformes, Congridae. Bases 196 to 15438 code for a protein of 5080 amino acids. The transcript is spliced from 106 exons.
CUGUCACUCUGGUUCAGAUCGCACACCACUCCAGCCGUCCCCCAGCUCACCCACACACACACAGGCGCUGACAGAGAGACAGAGAGGAGGAGAGAGAGGGGGGAGAGAAGGAGAGAGAGAGAGAGAGAGAGAAGAGGAGGAUUUUUUUGUAAUUUCUCCUGAGGAACUGCAGAUAACGUUUUUGUGAGAGAAAGGAUGGCAGAAGGAGGAGAGGGCGAGGAGGAGAUUCAGUUCCUCCGGACGGACGACCAGGUGGUGCUGCAGUGCACUGCGACUGUGCUGAAGGAGCAGAUUAAGCUCUGCCUAUCCUGCGAGGGCUUCGGCAACCGCCUCUGCUUCCUGGAAACCACAUCCAACGCCCAGAAUGUUCCACCAGACCUGGCGAUCUGUUCCUUCAUCUUGGAGCAGUCCCUGUCAGUCCGAGCCCUGCAGGAGAUGCUGGCUAACACCGUGGAGAUGACCGAGUCCUCCCAGGGUGGGGGUCACAGGACCCUGCUGUACGGCCACGCCAUUCUGCUGAGACACACCCACUCCAGCAUGUACCUCAGCUGCCUGACCACUUCUCGAUCGCUCACAGACAAGCUGGCCUUCGACGUGGGUCUGCAGGAGGACUCCACAGGGGAGGCAUGUUGGUGGACCAUCCACCCCGCCUCCAAACAGCGGUCAGAAGGAGAGAAGGUCCGGGUGGGAGAUGACCUCAUCCUGGUCAGCGUGUCGUCCGAGAGAUACCUGCACCUGUCCUACGCCAGCGGGGACCUGAUGGUGGACGCCUCCUUCAUGCAGACCCUGUGGAGCAUUAACCCCGUAUGCUCCGGCUGUGAGCUGGCUGAGGGGUUUCUGACGGGGGGGCACGUCCUCCGCCUCUUCCACGGUCACAUGGACGAGUGUUUAGCCAUCUCCUCGGCCGACCAAGGAGACGACCGCAGAAACGCCCAGUAUGAGGGCGGGGCAGUGUGCAGCCAGGCUCGAUCUCUGUGGAGGUUGGAGCCCCUGCGAAUCAGCUGGAGCGGGGGCCAUAUGAAAUGGGGGCAGCCGUUCCGCGUGCGCCACAUCACCACCGGACGCUACCUGUGUCUGGACGAGGAGAAGGGGCUGAUGGUGCUGGACCCAGACAGAGCCAACACAAAGAUGUCCGCCUUCUGCCUGCGAGUCUCCAAGGAGAAGACGGAGGUGGCUCACAAGCGGGACGUGGAGGGCAUGGGCAUUCCAGAGAUAAAGUAUGGGGAGUCCAUGUGCUUUGUCCAGCACGUAUCCACCGGCCUGUGGCUCACCUACGCCUCCGUGGACGCCAAGGCUGCCCGCCUGGGCCUGCUCAAGAGGAAGGCCAUUCUGCACCAGGAGGGGCACAUGGACGAUGCCAUGUCUGUGUCCCGCUCUCAGAUUGAGGAGUCGCAGGCCGCCCGUAUGAUCUACAGCACCAACGGCCUCUUCAACCUGUUCAUCAAGGGUCUGGACUCUCUGCGGGGGAAGAACAAGCCCUCCAGCCCCGUGUCCCUGCCCCUGGAGGGGGUGGUCCUGUCCCUGCAGGACCUCAUCUUCUACUUCAGCCCCCCUGAGGAGGAGCUGGAGCACGAGGAGAAACAGACCAAGCUGCGCUCUCUCCGCAACCGGCAGAACCUCUUCCAGGAGGAGGGCAUGAUCACACUGGUGCUGGACUGUAUCGAUCGGCUGAACGUGUACAACACCGCCGCCCACUUCUCCGAGUUCGCUGGAGAGGAAGCAGCUGAGUCCUGGAAGGAGAUUGUUAACCUGCUGUACGAGCUUCUGGCCUCUCUGAUAAGAGGAAACCGGGCGAACUGCGCUCUGUUCUGUGAUAAUCUGGACUGGAUCGUCAGCAAACUGGACCGGCUGGAAGCUUCCUCAGGUAUUCUGGAGGUGCUGCACUGCGUCCUCAUCGAGAGUCCAGAGGUUCUCAACAUCAUCCAGGAGAACCACAUCAAGUCCAUCAUCUCCCUGUUGGAUAAGCACGGACGCAAUCAUAAGGUUCUGGAUGUUCUUCGCUCCCUGUGUGUGUGUAAUGGAGUGGCUGUGCGAUCCAAUCAGAACCUCAUCACAGAGAAUCUGCUUCCGGGUCGUGACCUCCUGCUGCAAACCAGCAUCGUCAACUAUGUCAGCAGCGUCAGACCCAACAUCUUCCUGGGCAAGUGCGAGGGCUCCACGCAGUAUAAGAAGUGGUAUUUCGAGGUGAUAGUGGACUACGUGGAGCCCUUCGCCACGGCUCAGGCUGCCCACCUGCGCGUGGGCUGGGGCCUGACCGAGGGCUACAGCCCCUACCCUGGGGGGGGCGAGGGCUGGGGGGGCAACGGCGUGGGGGACGACCUCUACUCCUACGGGUACGACGGCCAGAACUUGUGGUCAGGGCACGUUCCUCGGCAGGUGGCCUCGCCCAAUCCGCACGCGCUGGCUGCGGACGACGUGGUCAGCUGCUGCCUGGAUCUGAGCGUGCCCAGUAUCUCCUUCCGCAUCAACGGCCACCCCGUGCAGGGCAUGUUCGAGAACUUCAACCUGGACGGCCUCUUCUACCCCGCCAUCAGCUUCGCCGCCGGUGUCAAGGCACGUUUCCUCUUGGGCGGUCGUCAUGGAGACUUCAAAUUCCUCCCUCCCCCCGGGUAUGCCCCCUGCUACGAGGCCCUUCUGCCCAAAGACAGGAUGCGAAUCGAGCCCAUCAAGGAGUACAAGCACGACUUUGAGGGCAUCCGAAACCUGCUGGGGCCCACACAGUCCCUGACACACACGUCCUUCACCCCCUGCCCGGUGGACACUGUGCAGAUAGUGCUACCGCCUCAUCUGGAGCGCAUCCGAGAGAAGCUGGCGGAAAACAUCCACGAGCUGUGGGCGGUCACCCGCAUCGAGCAGGGCUGGACCUAUGGGCUGUUCCGCGACGACAACAAGAAACUGCAUCCGUGUCUGGUGGACUUCCAGAGUCUCCCUGAGCCGGAGAGAAACUACAACCUGCAGAUGUCAGGAGAGACCCUGAAGACCCUGUUGGCUCUGGGGUGCCAUGUGGGCAUGGGCGAUGAGAAGGCAGAGGAAAACCUGAAGAAAAUAAAGCUUCCCAAAACAUACAUAAUGAGCAGCAGCUACAAACCGGCCCCACUGGACCUCAGCCACGUCAAACUGACGCCCAAUCAGAACACCCUGGUGGAGAAGCUGGCGGAGAACGGGCACAACGUUUGGGCGCGGGACAGGGUGCGACAAGGCUGGACCUACAGCAUCGUGCAGGAUAUUAUGAACAAGCGCAACCCUCGCCUGGUGCCCUACAACCUGCUGGAUGAGAAAACCAAGAAGACCAAUCGGGACAGUGUAUGCGCUGCAGUCCGCACUCUGAUUGGCUACGGAUACAACAUUGAGCCACCUGACCAGGAGAGCAGUGGUCAUGGGGUGGAGAACACGUGUGGGGACAAGGUGCGUCUGUUCCGAGCAGAGAAGUCGUAUGCGGUGACUCACGGGAAAUGGUACUUUGAGUUUGAGGCGAUGACGGUGGGGGAGAUGAGAGUGGGGUGGGCCAGACCCAGCGUGCGGUCCGACACUGAGCUGGGCGCCGACGACCUGGCUUACGUCUUCAACGGCUUCAAGGCUCAGCGCUGGCAUGUGGGGAACGAGCCGUUCGGGAGGCAGUGGCAGUCGGGGGAUGUGGUGGGCUGCAUGAUCGACCUGGCGGAGAUGAACAUCAUGUUCACGCUCAACGGCGAGAUGCUCAUCAGUGACUCAGGCUCUGAGAUGGCCUUCAAGGACAUCGAGAUCGGGGAGGGAUUCAUCCCGGUCUGCUCAUUGGGCCUGUCUCAGGUGGGCCGGCUCAACCUGGGCCAGAACGUCAGCAGCCUGCGGUACUUCGCCAUCUGCGGCCUGCAGGAGGGCUUCGAGCCCUUCGCCAUCAACAUGAAGCGCGACAUCACCAUGUGGUUCAGCAAGAGUCUGCCCCAGUUCGUGCCUGUCCCGGCAGACCACAAGCACGUGGAGGUGUCCCGCAUCGACGGGACCGAGGAGAGUGCCCCCUGUCUGAAGCUGACCCACAGGACGUUUGGCUCGCAGAACGCCAACACGGACCUGAUGUUCCUGCGCCUCAGCAUGCCUGUGGAGUUCCACGAGACCUUCAAGGUGCCAGCGGGCACCACGCCCCUCACCCGCACCCUCACCAUCCCCGAGGACGAGGUGGUGGAGGUGGACCCCGACUCCGACUUCGAGGUGCUGAAGAAGUCAGCCAGCCGCAAGGAGCAGGAUGAGAAGGAGAAGGAGCCCUCCGUGCCCAAGGAGCUGCCCGCCGCCAAGGAGAACGAGAAGGACGUGACCACGGAGAAGGUCAAGAGGAGAGGAUUCCUGUUUAAGGCCAAGAAGGCAGCCCUGAUCACCCCCCCUCCUGUGGUCCCCACCGUGCCCCGCCUGGUGGAGGACGUGGUCCCAGACGACCGGGAUGACCCUGAAAUCAUCCAGAACACCACCACCUAUUAUUAUUCGCUGCGGAUCUUCGCGGGGCAGGAGCCCAGUGCAGUGUGGGUAGGCUGGGUCACGCCCGACUAUCACCAGUUUGGGCACGGCUUUGACCUCAGCAGAGUGCGCACUGUCACCGUCACCGUGGGAGACGACAAGGGCAACAUCCACGACAGUAUGAAACACAGUAACUGCUACAUGGUUUGGGGAGGAGACCUCGGCAACAGCUCACAACAGGCCCGCUUCACUCAGGAGGACCUGGUGGUUGGCUGCCUGGUUGACCUGGCAACUGGUCUCAUGACCUUCACAGCCAAUGGGAAGGAGGUGAACACCUUCUACCAGGUGGAGCCCAACACUAAGCUGUUCCCCGCUGUGUUCGUUGAGCCGACCAGCCAGAACAUGCUUCAGCUGGAGCUGGGCAAACUCAAGAACAUCAUGCCCAUUUCGGCGGCCAUGUUCCACAGCGAGAGGAAGAACCCCGUGCCCCAGUGCCCGCCACGGCUCGACGUGCAGAUGCUGACACCGGUGAUCUGGAGCCGCAUGCCUAACCACUUCCUGUCGCCGGAGGUGGCGCGCGUGAGCGAGCGCAACGGCUGGGCGGUGGAGUGCAGCGAGCCGCUAACCAUGAUGGCGCUCCACAUCCCCGAGGAGAACAGGUGCAUCGACAUCCUGGAGCUGUCGGAGCGUCUGGACCUGCUGAAGUUCCACUACCACACGCUGAUGCUGUACUGCGCCGUGUGCGCGCUAGGCAACAACCGUGUGGCGCACGCGCUGUGCAGCCACGUGGACGAGUCGCAGCUGUUCUACGCCAUCGAGAACACCUUCCUGCCCGGGCCGCUGCGCAGCGGCUACUACGACCUGCUCAUCAGCAUCCACCUGGAGUCGGCCAAGCGCGCCCGGCUGCUCACCAACAAGGAGUUCAUCGUGCCCAUGACCCCGGAGACGCUCAGCAUCACGCUCUACCCCGACGAGCAGCAGGCCCACGCCCUGCCCGGGGUGGGGCUCACCACCUGCCUGCGCCCCAAGCCGCACUUCUCACACGUCAACUUUGUGGGCACCGACCCCGACCUGUACACCCUCAGCCCCGUUAUACCCCUGGAGAUGCUGAAGAUAAAGGCCAUCAGCAUGCUGACAGAGGCGGUGAUGGACGGUACGCAGGCCAUGCGCGAUCCAGUAGGGGGCAGUGUGGAGUUCCACUUCGUGCCCAUCCUGAAGCUGGUCAGCACCCUGCUCAUCAUGGGCAUCUUCGACGACAACGAUGUCAAGCACAUCCUCAAGAUGAUCGAACCCACCGUCUUCAACGGGGGAAGUGGGGAGGCCGGGGGCGAGGGAGAGGAGGAGGAAGAGGGGGAGGAGGUGAAGGAGGAAGAGGAGGGGGAGCAGGAGGAUGAGGGGGUGGGGGAGGAAGAGGAGGAGCCCCUGGAUGUGGGGGAGGAAGAAGAGGAGGAUGAGGAACUGAAAGAGCUGGGGGCUGAGAAGGAGGGUGAGGAAGAGGAGGAGCAAGCGAAGGAGGAGGGAGAGGGAGAAGGAGGGAAGGUGGAUGCAGAGAAGGCAGAGGAAGAGAAGGAGGUGGAGGCUGGUGAGGAGCAGGCCAAGGAGGAAGAGGAGGCUCCUGAGGAGGGACUACUGCAGAUGACACUGCCAGAGUCUGUCAAACUGCAGAUGUGUAUCCUGCUCCAGUAUUUCUGUGACUGUGAGCUGAGGCACAGGGUUGAGGCCAUCAUUGCGUUCUCAGACCAGUUCGUCAACCAGAUCCAGUCCAACCAGCGCAUGCGCUACAACGAGCUGAUGCAGGCUUUCACGAUGUCCGCCGCCGAAACCGCCAGAAGGACCCGUGAGUUCCGCUCACCGCCGCAGGAGCAGGUUAUUCUGCUGACACAUUUCAAGCAUGGUCCGGAGGAGGAAGACUGUCCCGUUCCAGAAGAAAUCCGGGAAUCCCUGAAUGAGUUCCACAAUUGCCUGCUAGCUCAUUGUGGUGUGCACAUCGAGGAAGAGGAGGAGGAAGAGGAGGAGGACAGGUCCCUGCGUGGACGGCUCCUCAGCAUGGUGGAGAAGGUGAAGAGCCUCCGCAAGAAGAAGGAGGAGGACGAGGAACCAGAACCAGAGGAAGAGGCCAAACCCAGCACCCUGCAGGAGCUCAUCUCCCACACCAUGAUCCACUGGGCCCAGGAGUCGUUCAUCCAGAACCCGGAGCUGGUGCGGCUGAUGUUCAGCCUGCUCCACCGGCAGUACGACGGGCUAGGGGAGCUGAUCCGCGCCCUGCCCAAGGCCUAUACCAUCAACGCCGUGUCAGUGCAGGACACCAUGGACCUGCUGGAGUGCCUGGGCCAGAUCCGCUCCCUGCUCAUCGUGCAGAUGGGCCCCGAGGAGGAGAGGCUGAUGAUCCAGAGCAUCGGGAACAUCAUGAAUAACAAGGUGUUCUACCAGCACCCUAACCUGAUGCGAGCACUGGGCAUGCAUGAGACCGUCAUGGAGGUCAUGGUCAAUGUGCUGGGCGGCGGCGGAGACUCCAAGGAGAUCCGCUUCCCUCAGAUGGUGACCAACUGCUGCCGCUUCCUGUGCUACUUCUGCCGCAUCAGCCGGCAGAACCAGCGCUCCAUGUUCGACCACCUCAGCUACCUGCUCCAGAACAGCGGCAUUGGCCUGGGCAUGCGUGGCUCCACCCCCCUGGAUGUUGCGGCAGCGUCCUGCAUCGACAACAACGAGCUGGCCCUCGCUCUGCAGGAGCAGGACCUGGAGAUGGUGGUGACGUACCUGGCUGGCUGUGGGCUCCAGAGCUGCCCCAUGCUGCUGUCGAAGGGGUACCCCGACAUCGGCUGGAACCCCUGCGGAGGGGAGCGCUACCUGGACUUCCUGCGCUUCGCCGUGUUCGUCAACGGCGAGAGCGUGGAGGAGAACGCUAACGUGGUGGUGCGUCUGCUGAUCCGGAGGCCCGAGUGCUUCGGCCCCGCCCUGAGAGGGGAGGGGGGCAACGGCCUGCUGGCCGCCAUCGAGGAGGCCAUCAAAAUCUCAGAGGACCCCGCCCGGGACGGGCCCACUGUUAAGAAGGACCGCCGCUUCAUGUUUGGUGGGGAGGAGCAGCAGGAGGAGAGCAGGGUGCAUCUUGGGAAUGCCAUCAUGUCCUUCUACUCCGCGCUCAUCGACCUGCUGGGUCGCUGCGCCCCUGAGAUGCACUUGAUCCAGGCCGGUAAGGGGGAGGCUCUGAGGAUUCGGGCGAUUCUGCGCUCCCUGGUGCCCAUCGAGGACCUGGUGGGGGUCAUCAGCCUGCCAGUCCACAUCCCCGCCAUCGGGAAAGACGGGAACAUCAUCGAGCCCAAGAUGUCCGCCAGCUUUGUGCCAGACCACAAGGCCUCCAUGGUGCUGUUCCUGGACAGGGUCUACGGCAUCGACAACCAGGACUUCCUGCUUCAUGUGCUGGAGGUGGGCUUCCUGCCGGACAUGAGAGCCACCGCUUCGCUUGACACGGCGGCGUUCAGCACCACGGAGAUGGCGCUGGCUCUGAACCGGUACCUGUGCUCCGCGGUGCUACCGCUCAUCACCAAGUGUGCGCCGCUGUUCGCCGGCACCGAGCACCGCGCCAUCAUGGUGGACUCCAUGCUGCACACCAUCUACCGCCUGUCCCGCGGGCGAGCCCUCACCAAGGCCCAGAGGGACAUCAUCGAAGACUGCCUCAUGUCCCUGUGCAAGUACCUCCGCCCCUCCAUGCUGCAGCACCUGCUAAGGCGGCUGGUGUUUGAUGUGCCCAUUCUCAACGAAUACGCCAAGAUGCCCCUCAAGCUAUUGACCAAUCACUAUGAGCGAUGCUGGAAAUACUACUGCCUGCCCAAUGGCUGGGCCAAUUUUGGCGUGACAUCAGAAGAGGAGCUGCAUCUCUCCCGAAAACUCUUCUGGGGCAUCUUUGAGUCCCUCGCACACAAGAAAUUUGAUGCAGAGCUGUUUAAGAUCGCCAUGCCCUGUAUCUGUGCCAUUGCCGGGGCUAUACCCCCGGACUAUGUGGACGCCAGUUUCACCAGCACUGAGAAAAAGGCUUCAGUCGACGCUGAGGGCAACUUCGACCCCAAACCUGUGGAGACCACCAACACCAUCAUCCCUGAGAAACUAGAUGCCUUCAUCAACAAAUAUGCAGAACAUACUCAUGACAAGUGGGCCUUCGAAAAGAUUCAGAACAACUGGACGUAUGGGGAGCUUCUGGACGAGAACGCCAAGACCCACCCCAUGCUGAGGCCGUAUAAGACCUUCUCAGAGAAGGACAAGGAGAUUUACCGCUGGCCCAUCAAGGAGUCGGUGAAAGCCAUGAUCGCCUGGGAGUGGACUCUGGAAAAAGCCAGGGAUGGAGAGGAGGAGAAGGUUGCAAAGACGACGACACGCAAGAUAUCGCAGACGGCCCAGGCCACCUAUGACCCCAGCCACGGCUACAGCCCCCAGCCCAUCGACAUCUCUGGCAUGGCCCUGUCCCGGGAGCUGCAGUCCAUGGCGGAACAGCUAGCAGAGAACUACCACAACACCUGGGGCAGGAAGAAGAAGCUGGAGCUCCAUGCCAAAGGGGGCGGAACCCACCCCCUGCUGGUGCCCUAUGACACCCUGACGGCCAAGGAGAAGGCUCGGGAUCGAGAGAAAGCCCAGGACCUGCUCAAGUUCCUGCAGCUCAACGGAUACGCUGUGACCAGGGGGAUGAAGGACAUGGAGCAGGAUAUCUCCUCCAUAGAGAAGCGCUUUGCCUACGGCUUCCUGCAGAAGCUGCUCAAGUGGAUGGACAUCGCUCAGGAGUUCAUUGCUCACUUGGAGGCUGUGGUGAGCAGUGGCAGAGUGGAGAAGUCACCCCAUGAACAGGAGAUUAAAUUCUUCGCUAAGAUCCUGCUUCCGCUGGUGAACCAGUACUUCAAAAACCACUGCCUGUACUUCCUGUCCACCCCGGCCAAAGUGCUGGGCAGCGGAGGCCACUCCUCCAACAAGGAGAAGGAAAUGAUUGCCAGUAUCUUCUGUAAGAUGGCAGCUCUGGUGAGACACAGAGUUUCUCUCUUUGGAACGGACGCCUCUGCAGUGGUCAACUGUCUGCACAUCCUGUCUCGAUCGCUGGAUGCAAGGACGGUGAUGAAGUCGGGGCCGGAGAUUGUCAAAGCAGGCCUGCGUUCCUUUUUCGAGAGCGCGGCUGACGACAUCGAGAAAAUGGUGGAGAACCUCAAACUCGGGAAGGUGUCCAGCCGGAACCAGGUGAAGGGAGUGGCCCAGAACAUAAACUACACCACCAUCGCCCUGCUUCCCGUGCUCACCUCCCUGUUCGACCACAUUGCCCAGCACCAGUUUGGAGAUGAUGUCAUCUUGGAUGAUCUGCAGAUUUCCUGCUACCGUAUCAUGUGUAGCAUCUAUUCUCUGGGCACUGUCAAGAACCCACACGUGGAGAAGCACAGGCCAGCUCUGGGUGAGUGUCUGGCCCAUCUCGCUGCUGCCAUGCCUGUGGCCUACCUGGAGCCAUACCUCAAUGAGUACAACGCUUACUCCGUCUACACCACCAAGACCCCGCGGGAAAGAGCGAUCCUGGGCCUCCCUAACCAAGUGCAGGAGCUGUGCCCAGACAUCCCAGAGCUGGAUGUCCUCAUGAAGGAGAUCGGGGACCUGGCAGAGUCUGGUGCCCGCUACACGGAGAUGCCCCACGUGAUCGAGAUCACCCUGCCCAUGCUGUGCAAUUACCUGCCUCGCUGGUGGGAGAGGGGGGCGGAGAACUUCCCCGAGCAGGAGGGCGAGCUCUGCACCGAGGUCACCUCCGAACACCUCAACCAGCUUCUGGGCAGCAUCAUGAAGAUCGUGGUCAACAACUUGGGCAUCGACGAGGCCUCCUGGAUGAAGAGGCUGGCCGUGUUUGCUCAGCCCAUCGUGAGCAGGGCCAAGCCGGAGAUGCUGAAGUCGCACUUCAUCCCCACCAUGGAGAAGUUGAAGAAGCGCAGCGGGAAGGUGGUGGCCGAGGAGGACCACCUGCGCAUGGAGGGGAAGACCGAGGCUGACAGCGAGGAGGGAACCAUCCGGGACGAGUUUGCCGUGCUCUGCAGGGACCUCUACGCCCUCUACCCCCUGCUCAUCCGCUAUGUGGACAACAAUAGGGCGAGGUGGCUGACGUGUCCAGAUCCUGAUGCAGAGGACCUUUUCAGGAUGGUGGGAGAGGUCUUCAUUUUCUGGUCCAAGUCUCACAACUUCAAGCGGGAGGAGCAGAACUUUGUGGUGCUGAAUGAGAUCAACAACAUGUCGUUCCUCACAGCCGACAGCAAGAGCAAGAUGAGCAAGGCCGGAGACGGAGAGGGUGGUGGCUCAGAUGUGGAGCGUUCCAAGAAGAAGAGGCGGGGGGACCGCUACUCUGUGCAGACCUCGCUCAUCGUGGCCGCCCUGAAAAAGAUGCUGCCCAUCGGACUCAACAUGUGCUCCCCUGCCGACCAGGAGCUCAUAAACUUGGCGAAGAUACGAUACUCCCUGAAAGACACAGAUGAGGAAGUGAGAGAGUUCUUGCAGAACAACUUGCAUCUCCAGGGCAAGGUGGAGGACCCCUCCAUGCGCUGGCAGAUGGCUCUCUACAAGGAGACCUCUGGGAAGGCGGAGGAUGCCGAGAACCCAGAGAAGGUGGUGAAGAGAGUGCAGGAGGUCUCCGCUGUGCUGUAUCACAUUGAGGUGACGGAGCACCCCUUCAAGUCUAAGAAGAUGGUGUGGCAUAAACUCCUGUCGAAACAGCGCCGCAGGGCUGUUGUGGCCUGUUUCAGAAUGACACCCUUGUACAACAUUCCCAGACACAGAGCAUCCAACAUGUUCCUGGACGGUUAUAAACGCAACUGGAUAGAGACAGAGGGAUACUCGUUUGAAGACAGAAUGAUUGAUGAUUUGUCUAAAACCAUGGAGGAAGAGGAGGAGGAGGAAGAAGAGACUGAAUCGAAGCCCGACCCCCUUCACCAGCUCAUCCUGCACUUCAGCCGCACGGCUCUCACCGAGAAGACUAAACUUGAUGAGGAUUAUCUAUACAUGGCAUACGCCGAUAUUAUGGCAAAGAGCUGCCACAUUGGUGAGGAAGACGAAGGUGGAGAGGAGGGUGGCGAGGAUGAGAUGUCCUUUGAGGUGCGGCAGACAGAGAUGGAGAAGGAGAUGGAGAAGCAGAGGCUCCUGUACCAGCAGUCUCGGCUGCACGAGCGUGGAGCGGCAGAGAUGGUCCUGCAGAUGAUCAGCGCCUGUAAAGGUGAGCCGGGAGCCAUGGUGUCCUCCACCCUGAAGCUGGGCAUCUCCAUCCUGAACGGGGGGAACUGCGAUGUGCAGCAGAAAAUGCUGGACUAUCUGAAGGAUAAGAAGGACGUGGGAUUUUUCCUGAGUGCACAGGCCCUGAUGCAGACCUGCAGUGUGUUGGAUCUGAAUGCCUUUGAGAGGCAGAAUAAGGCGGAGGGGCUGGGAAUGGUAUCAGAAGAGGGAACCAACAUCAAGCUAGAACGUGAUGAGAAGGUCAUGGCUGACGAUGAGUUCACCUGUGACCUCUUCCGCUUCCUGCAGCUGCUCUGUGAGGGUCACAACAACGACUUCCAGAACUACUUGCGCACACAGACGGGAAGCACCACCACCAUCAACAUCAUCAUCUGUACUGUGGACUACCUACUGCGGCUACAGGAGUCCAUCAGUGAUUUCUACUGGUACUAUUCUGGGAAGGAUAUCAUCGAUGAGCCGGGCAAGAGGAACUUCUCCAAAGCCAUGACGGUGGCCAAGCAGGUGUUCAACAGCCUGACAGAGUACAUCCAGGGCCCAUGUACAGGUAAUCAGCAGUCCCUGGCUCACAGCAGGCUGUGGGACGCAGUGGUCGGCUUCCUGCAUGUCUUCGCUCACAUGAUGAUGAAGCUGGCGCAGAUGCAUCCUCGAGAAGGACUUCGAAACGGAGAUUCAAGUCAGAUCGGCCUGCUGAAGGAGCUCCUGGAUCUUCAGAAGGACAUGGUGGUCAUGCUACUCUCUCUCCUAGAGGGUAAUGUUGUGAAUGGCACCAUCGCCCGUCAAAUGGUGGACAUGCUGGUGGAGUCGUCCAGCAACGUGGAGAUGAUACUCAAGUUCUUCGACAUGUUCCUCAAACUGAAGGACAUCGUGGCCUCCGACGCCUUCCUCGACUACGUGACCGACCCCCGUGGGCUCAUCUCCAAGAAGGACUUCCAGAAGGCUAUGGACAGCCAGAAGCAGUACUCCAUGGCUGAGAUCCAGUUCCUGCUCUCCUGCUCCGAGGCCGAUGAGAACGAGAUGAUCAACUUCGAAGAGUUUGCCGACCGCUUCCAGGAACCGGCCAAGGACAUCGGCUUCAACAUCGCCGUGCUGCUCACCAACCUGUCGGAGCACGUGCCCCACGACACACGGCUGCAGAACUUCCUGGAGCAGGCCGAGAGCGUGCUCAACUACUUCCGCCCCUUCCUGGGUCGCAUCGAGAUCAUGGGCGCCAGCCGGAAGAUUGAGCGCAUCUACUUCGAGAUCAGCGAGGCCAACCGCAACCAGUGGGAGAUGCCGCAGGUGCGGGAGUCCAAGAGGCAGUUCAUCUUCGACGUGGUCAACGAGGGCGCCGAGUCGGAGAAGAUGGAGCUCUUUGUCAACUUCUGCGAGGACACCAUCUUUGAGAUGAACAUCGCCUCGCAGAUCUCCGAGCAGGAGGAAGAGGAGAAGGAGGACGACGACGAGGAAGAGGCAGGUGGAGCAGAGGGGAACGGAGGAAGAGAGGGCGGGGAAGGCGACGAGGCCAACGGAGAGGAGGGCCCGCCCGAGUCCAGCUCCGCCUUCGCCGACUUCAUCACCAGCGUGGUGGACUUCCUGAACAUGUUCACCUUCCGGAACCUUCGGCGGCAGUACCGGCGCCUGCGGAAGAUGACCAUCCGGGACAUGGUGGUGGGCUUGGCCUGCUUCUUCUGGACCAUCCUAGUGGGCAUCCUGCACUUCAUCUACAGCGUGUGCAAGGGCUUCUUCCUGCUCAUUUGGACCACCCUCUUCGGUGGCGGCAUGGUGGAGAGUGCCAAGAAGAUGACGGUGACGGAGAUCCUGGCCAGCAUGCCGGACCCCACGCAGGACGAGGUGCACGGGGACCUGCCCCCGGAAGCCGGGACGCGGGAGGAGCAGGAAGCCGGGGGAGCGGCCGAUGCCAUGGACGUGGGCGUGGGUGAGGAAGAGGAGGAGGACAGCAAGGAGAAGGAGGGUGGCCGGCUGCCAGGGUUCGACACCCCUGGGGGGCUUGGGGACAUCGGCGAGCCCACCACGGUGGAACCCCCCACCCCAGAGGGCACCCCCUUAGCCAAGAGAAAGCUGCUGACAGCCUCAGAGGAAGAGCAAGCUGCCCCAGAGGCUGUAGAGGAACCAGCCCCAGAACCAGAGAAAGCUGACACUGAGAAUGGAGAGAAGGCCGAAAAGGAGUCAGAGGAAAAAGUGGAGGAACCGAAAGAGGAGCCAGAAGUGGAGGAGGAGAAAGAGAAGGUGAAAGCCAAGCCCCAGAAAGAAAAGCCGACGACUGGAGAGGAUGCCUUCGAGCUCUGGAACGAGCUGGAGGUGCAGAGGAUCAAGUUCAUGAACUACCUCUCCCGCAACUUCUACAACCUGCGCUUCCUGGCGCUCUUCAUCGCCUUCGCUCUCAACUUCAUCCUGCUCUUCUACAAGGUGUCGGACUCUCCCCGAGGUGAGGAGGAGUUUGAGGGCUCGGCGAUGUUUGAAGGCUCUGGUGUGUUCGAGGGCUCCGGGGGCGAGCCGGAAGGUUCCGGAAUGGAGGAAGGAGGAGAUGAGGAGGAGGAUGAAGGCCUGGUGUACUUCUUCCUGGAGGAAAGCACUGGAUACAUGCAGCCGGCGCUGUUGUUCCUCGCCUUCGUGCACACCGUCAUCUCCUUCCUCUGCAUCAUCGGAUACAACUGCCUCAAGGUUCCCCUGGUCAUAUUUAAGAGAGAGAAGGAACUGGCUCGCAAGCUGGAGUUUGACGGUGUGUACGUCACGGAACAGCCCGAGGAUGACGACAUCAAGGGCCAAUGGGACCGACUGGUGCUCAACACACCGUCUUUCCCCACCAACUACUGGGACAAGUUUGUGAAGAGAAAGGUUCUGGAUAAGUACGGUGAUAUCUAUGGCAGAGAGAGGAUCGCUGAGCUCCUGGGAAUGGACUUGGCCUCUCUGGACGUCAGCGCUCAGCAACAGGAGAAGAAAUCAGAACCUGACAACUCCAUAUUCAACUGGGUCACCACCAUUGAUGUCAAGUACCAGAUCUGGAAGUUUGGCGUGGUUUUCACAGACAAUACCUUCCUCUACCUGGUGUGGUACAUGGUGAUGUCACUGCUCGGCCACUACAACAACUUCUUCUUCGCCAGUCACCUGCUGGACAUCGCCAUGGGUGUGAAGACCCUACGCACCAUCCUGUCCUCGGUCACCCACAACGGCAAGCAGCUGAUGAUGACAGUGGGGCUGCUGGCGGUGGUGGUGUAUCUCUACACCGUGGUGGCCUUCAACUUUUUCCGCAAGUUCUACAACAUGAGUGAGGAUGAGGAUGAGCCAGACAUGAAGUGCGACGACAUGAUGACGUGCUAUCUGUUCCACAUGUAUGUGGGCGUGCGAGCUGGUGGUGGUAUUGGUGACGAGAUUGAAGACCCAGCAGGAGAUGAGUACGAGCUUUACCGUGUGGUCUUUGACAUCACCUUCUUCUUCUUCGUCAUUGUCAUCCUGCUGGCCAUCAUUCAGGGUCUGAUUAUCGAUGCCUUUGGUGAGCUGAGAGACCAACAGGAGCAAGUCAGAGAGGACAUGGAGACUAAGUGCUUCAUCUGCGGGAUCGGGAGCGACUACUUCGACACGACGCCGCACGGCUUUGAAACACACACCCUGGAAGAGCACAACCUGGCUAACUACAUGUUCUUCCUGAUGUACUUGAUUAAUAAGGACGAAACGGAGCACACAGGACAGGAAUCCUAUGUCUGGAAGAUGUACCAGGAACGCUGCUGGGAUUUCUUCCCGGCUGGAGACUGUUUCAGGAAGCAAUAUGAGGAUCAGCUGGGAUAAACCUGUGUCAGAGUGUGUGUGUGCGUGUGUGUGGGUGCGCUUAUGUGUGUGUGUGUGUGUGUAUGUGUGUGUGUGUGUGCAUACAUAUGGUGUAAGAGAGAUAGAGAAAAAGAGGUGGAAUUGAGGUGAAGACGUUGAUUUCAGGGGCAAAGGGCCACCCAUUUUGAGCUGUAUUUCUCCUGUAUUUCUUCUGUAUUUCACACACACCCACACACACACACACACACACGCACACAUACAAACAUACACACACACACACACACACACACACACACACACACACACACAUAGCACCCCCUGCUACGAAGAGUGACAUUGAUAUAUAAAAUAUAUGAAGGAGUGAAUGUUGUAAUGUGAGAGAUGUACAGACAGAUUGUUAUUCUGUAAAUACACUCCAUGGCCUUCCUUUUGUGUUGAGGAAUCAAGACACCGAACGUGUGAGACUGCCUGAACUCAGCUGGCACACUCACACACACACACACACACACACACACACACACACAAAGCACAUUGCACUGCCUGACAACUUUCAUAACAGUAACCAGAGUAACCUAAAAUAAAAAAGUGCUUCUUGAUGAUGAUGAUUAUCAUUAUUAUUCUCAGUAAUAAUAUAACUGUUAUUACUAAUUGUACAUUUAGGCUAUGUAUUAGUGCUAAACAAAUGUUGUUAUGUUAUUAAUAACCUUAUGAUUUGUGAGUUACUUAAUUUAAUGGUUGAUGUAAGAAAAUAUCCCCAGUGCUGUGGUGUGUUGGAUUGCUAGAAGGUUGUUCAGCCACUCUCCAAAAACCAGACUCUUCUGCUUCAGAUGAAAUGAAACACAGUAGGAAAUGGGAUGGAAGACAACCUCCCUGACUGCUCCCAGUGCAGUGCCCUGCAGUGUGUGCAGUGAAUUCUGGCAGGCAGACUCUCUAGUUAAGCCACACUGCUCCUAAUUGUAGCUCCAUAGCUGCGAUUGGUCACUCGCGCCAUUCAGGUCCCCUCAGAUAUGUACAUCUAUGUUCAUAUAUUUUAUUUAGUGUCUGGUUGUCAGGAAUGAACAGUUGUCCUGGUUGUCAUAUCCAAUCAAUGAACAGCAAUAGAGACGGGAGACCGGCUCUCACUUUGAAGUCUUACAAUGCAGUUUCUCUGCCUGUCACGCCAUCUUGGAAAGCUGGGGGAAAUGACAGAAGAGGGUCAAAACCAUGUCAGGUUCAGCUUGUGUGAUUUACUCCUCUCCUUGAAGAGACAAUGCAAUUCUCCAUAUAUUUCCUUCUUGAACUACUGUUAUUUAUGUGUUACCAUCUACAAAGUAUUUAUUUUUCAAUGUGUCAUUAAUGAUGAAUAAGUGUAUAUGUAUGUGACCCAUCAUCACCUCCACCUCUAAACCUGAACAGGAACCAGGCUGAGGAGUUGUGUGAUAAGGGUCUAACACUGAAAAACCGUCCUUUUUACUUUUGAGUUCUGAAGAUAUAUGAAGCUCUAAGCUGCUCUGUUUUAGUCCAUAUUUCACUCUCCAUUUCUGAUGGGAUGGGGUGAGGUAAAUAUGAAAUAAAUGAUAAAAAACUGAAGUUUAAGUCCGGUUUGCAGUCAAGGGCAAGACAUGGCUUUCGUGGUUUCCGUAGUUUAGAUUGUUAAGAAUAAUUUUUGGGGAAUAUUCUUAUCUAGGUAGUUAAAGCCAUUUGGUGAAAUAAAUCAGAAAGUAUGUCCCCACUCCCAGCUAAAAGCAGAACAAACACAGACACAAACAUACUGGCUGUUAUGCAACCUACACUUUCAAAUCUUGUGAUUGGUUGUAUUCGUUGACACUGAAUGUAUAAAAAGAUGAUUGGCUGAUGUGUGUAAGGGACUCUGUGUGUGUAUAAAUAAUGAUGACUUGUGGGUUUGCCAUCUUGACUGAAGCCUGUGUUUCAAUACCGAUUAAAUAGAUUUCAAUAUUUUAAAAUC